CUGAACAUUUCAAUAUUUUGUGUGACUGAUUCUUCUCCGUUGUAUUAUUUGUUAGAGACCGUCAGGGUGGAAAAACACCAACAUCAGUUUCACCAUUUCCUUCAGGAACUAAUCUGAAUUUUACUGACUUCUACUUAAAAAAAAAACCCCCAGAAAACAAAAAAGGACUUUGUCAUGGAUGCUUCAGGUAUACCAAUUCAAGUGAAAACUGGCUUUAUCAUCCAUUACCACAAAAAACUAUUUUCUAAAGACUGGAAAAAGAAAUAUUUAGUAUUGAAUAGCGACAGUAAUCUGGAAUGGUUUGAAGAUGAAGAAUGCAAAUCUUUGGAAGGUGUUGUUAAUUUGAAGCAAAUAAUGUCAUUCCUAGCCAUUGGUGAAGCAGCCAAGUAUGUUCCUGGUAAACCUAAACUGCCACCUUAUGGACAAGAUAAGCUUUUAAUGGCUGUACCAGACAAACCUUGUAGAAGCAGCAAGAUUGAAUGGUUCUUAUUCACGGAUGCAGACAACUUAGGGAGUUGGCUUGAAGCUAUUAAAACAACUUUGCCACAACAGCCAGAUAGUAGCAACGGUACACCACUUUGCACUGAAACUUCUGUAAACAUGCUUCCACAGCCACCCUUUUCAACACCACCACUGCAACCACUACCACCACCACCACCACCUCCUGGUGGACCUUAUUAUCUGCCAAAUACCUUUGGUACAAACAUCAACAGGGCUCCACCAAGCUAUCCACCAAUGUACCAACAGCAGGUGACAACCAUUUCCCCUGUAGGAUAUCCAAGGAUACAACAGCCACCACCACAGACUGUUAUUGUCCGGGAAGAGAGAAGUUCCAAUGAUGGAUUUGCUCCAGGUCUUCUUUUGGGUGAUGCCCUGGGAUUUGGCCUUGGAGCUGGAUGGUUUUCAGGCGGUGGCUAUGGUGGUGGGUAUACAGGAUUUGAUGAUAGCCAAAAUAUCCAGAUCAACAAUUAUUAUGAUGUCGAUAACACAAAUAUUGAGAACACUGACUUCACUGAUGUUGAUAACAGUUUUGACACCAAUAACUUCGAUAUUGGUAACAAUGAUGGAUUUUGUGAUGAUGGAUUCAACUUCUGAAGACAUGAGACCUGAACACUAAGUGCAACUAUAUACACUCAAAUGAAAUUCUGCACAUGAGAAACACAUAUUUUGACAUAGCUUUAGGUGUAAUUAUACUCUAUUUAGUCAGACUAGCCAAAUUUCAUCUUAGAAUUCAGAUAAAAAUUAAGUUGAAAUAUUUCCCAGAAUACUAUUAACCAUGACAAAUAUAAUAUGUUUAUAUCCAAAAUGGUAUCAUUUAAUGAUAAUUUGCCUUUAAUCUGCUUUGGAUUUUGGCUACUUAUAAAAAAGUAUAAUGCAACUAGCCAACUCAAUAGAUUGUUUCUUGCUUACAAAACAGAUUUUCUUCUGAUAGAAAACUGGUUGAAUCUUCUUGCAGUCAAGUGUAGAGCUAUUUAAAAAAUAUUUCUUUGUGAUAUAUGUAUACACUGUAUGCUAAAUAUAUAUCAUUCUUUUGAAUGCAAUUUACUGGUAUUCAAUAUUCAGUUACUGUUACUUUAAAUUCAUAGAAAAAUGUUUUAAAAUAUUAUUUUACGACUUUAUUAAAACGUGUUCUGUAA
Messenger RNA from Octopus sinensis (East Asian common octopus), 1637 nucleotides. Its product is annotated as leucine-rich repeat extensin-like protein 3. The record is from RefSeq and is a predicted model, not a curated record. Gene Ontology annotation, biological process: regulation of cell differentiation. The transcript is spliced from 8 exons. The coding region runs from base 175 to 1095 and encodes 306 amino acids. Lineage: Eukaryota; Metazoa; Mollusca; Cephalopoda; Octopoda; Octopodidae. Gene Ontology annotation, cellular component: membrane.